GCAACGCUCGUAAUGUCAUCACUGCCAUCCAGAAGUUGCCCGCUAGCGUGAAGGUCCGCACGGUACCGGGAGCUGCCGAACCCGCCGCAUUACCGACGAGCCGCCGUUAUCUGGAGCCACGGCACCCGGAGAGACUCACUGACGCCGGGACCGAGCUUCCACCGGGACCGCCUGAACCUCCGUGAAGGUGAAUGCACUUCGGGCCUGUCAGAUCUGAAGGACGAGCGGCUGCUGCAGUCAUCACAUUCCUCCACAGCAUUCGAAGGAAGAGGUGCUCUUUGUCCUGAUCUCAGCUCAUCUGCUCCGACCUCCUCAGACCCUCAGAAGCUCAACAGUGAUAUUUGACUUCGACGUCUCCUUGUCUGCGAGCAGAGAUGCCUCCAGCGCUGGGUGGGCCCAUGGGGUACACCCCUCCUGAGGGUGGCUGGGGCUGGGCGGUGGUGGUCGGAGCCUUCAUCUCCAUCGGCUUCUCCUACGCCUUCCCCAAGUCCAUCACCGUGUUCUUCAAGGAGAUCGAGGCCAUCUUCGAGGCUACGCCCAGUCAGGUGUCCUGGAUCUCCUCCAUCAUGCUGGCUGUCAUGUACGCAGGAGGUCCAAUCAGCAGCAUCCUUGUGAACAAAUUUGGCAGCCGACCAAUCAUCAUCCUCGGUGGUUGCCUGUCGGGGUCUGGACUGGUCGCCGCCUCGUUCUGCAACACCGUGGAGCAGCUGUACUUCUUCAUCGGAGUGGUGGGAGGUCUGGGUCUAGCGUUCAACCUGAACCCAGCCCUCACCAUGAUUGGUAAAUACUUCUACAAGCGGCGGCCCAUCGCCAACGGCAUCGCCAUGGCGGGCAGCCCGGUGUUCCUGUCCACGCUGGCUCCCCUCAACUCCUGGCUGUACGACGAGUUUGGCUGGAGGGGCAGCUUCCUCAUCCUGGGAGGACUGCUGCUGAACUGCUGCGUGGCCGGUUCCCUGAUGCGACCCAUCGGACCCAAACCUCAGCCGCCAUCGUCCGACUCUGAGGCCGGCGAGGCCAAGAAGGCGGACGCGGUUCAGCCGCAGCCCAAGAAGACGGUUCUGCAGACCAUCAACUCCUUCAUCGACCUGACGCUGUUCAAGCACCGUGGCUUCCUGCUCUACCUGAUGGGCAACGUGGUCAUGUUCUUGGGCCUCUUCGCUCCGCUCGUCUUCCUCUCCAACUACGCCAAGAGCAAACACAUCAGCAAAGAGAAGGCGGCCUUCCUGCUGUCGAUCCUGGCGUUCGUCGACAUGUUCGCCCGGCCCUCCAUGGGCCUCCUGGCCAACACCAAGUGGGUCCGGCCCAGAGUCCAGUACUUCUUCGCCGCUGCCGUCCUCUACAACGGAGUGUGUCACGUCCUGGCGCCGCUGUCGGUGGACUACACGGGAUUCAUCGUCUACGCCGUCUUCUUCGGCUUCGCUUUCGGCUGGCUGAGUGCGGUGCUGUUUGAGACGCUGAUGGACUUGGUGGGAGCUCAGAGGUUCUCUUCAGCCGUGGGUCUGGUCACUAUAGUGGAGUGUGCUCCGGUUCUGUUGGGACCACCGCUGACGGGAAGCUUCUACAGCUACUACGAGUCCUACGACUACACCUACAUCUCCUGCGGCAUCAUCCUCAUGGUGGCCAGCGUCUUCCUGUUCGUGGGAAUGGGCAUCAACUACCGGCUGCUGGCCCGGGAGAAGAAGGCGGAGGAGAGGCGAGAGAGGGAGGAGCCUAAGGAGGAGCGCGCCGCCAUGCUGGCUCCUCCGUCGCCGUCGAAAUCGGACGAGGACGCCGACGGGAACAACGCGCCGGCCGCCGUCACGCUGGACGACGUGGCCAAGAUGGACGAGGACACGGUGUAGAGACAAAAAAUCUGAAUAACGCAGACUUUAAAACACACACUUCACAGGAAACACACACGAGAGCUGCAGUUACAACCACUCACCGAGAGAUUAUACCCUUUCUACGCCACCCUGAAGCCAUAGUUUAUCAUUAGAAUCUCUGGUUUUGGUAUUUGAUGUGCCUUUUUUUGGUCCUGGGAGCACAGGCACCGCUUCAAACCACCGUUUUAGACGCACAACAAGACGGAGCGACUGUACGAGAACAAUCUAGUAAACUAACGAGGACUUUGUCUCAGGGUCUCGAGCUGCCGCGAAGGUUCACAACCUCAGAAAUCACUCAGACGGAGGCUCGGAAGUCAAACUGUACAUUUUGUUACAACACUUAGAGAUACUGUAAGUUCUCCUUCCUUCACGUUCCACAUACUUGUUUCACUCCUCAACGGCUGGACGCAGAUUUAAAGCUCACCGUUUACUCUAGGGGUGGUUACAGUUUAUCCAGUUUGGAGUGUGACUGUUUGUUUUUGAUUUUUUUUUUUUUAUGCCGGAGAACACAAAAAAUAUGAGUUUUGGGAGAAAAAUGAAGUUUAUACCCACACAGGGAAUAUUCACGUUGGCAGCAGUGGUAUUUUAAAACCUUUAGGCGAGAAUGUAAAAUGAUAACAAACAAAAACUGAAAAUCUUUCCGUCAGGAUGAGCAUGUGGGAGAGCGAGGAGGCCAGGAGCUAAUGAAGGAGUCUGAAACUAGGUCACAGUACACGUUAUCUGCAGUGUUGGAGGCACUUCUACUGUGCUUUUAUUAGGGCUGGACCCGAAUAUCCAAAUAUUCAGUGGUUGUGGAGGUAUCGGGAUAUUAAAUGUGAUACUGGGAUCCGCCCGGCGACCCCAUGUUUGUUUAACCCUCCUGUUGGCUUCAUUUACAGGCACCAAAAAAAGUUGUUACCUUGUCUGAAAAAAUCCAAAAACUCAGCAAAAAAAUCCCCCAAAUUAUAAAAAUUUGCAAAAUAUUCAGGAAGAAAAUUUCGAAAAUUUCUUAAAAGUUUCUCUUAAAGUUUUUGUUUUUUUAAAUCCCCAAAUUUGGCAGGAAAUGAAAAUUUUAAAAAUUUUAAAUAUUUUCAAAAAAUGACUAAAAAUCUUCCAAAAAAAAUCCUAAAAAUAUCUAAAGUGAUUCCAUAUAUAUCAGUAAAAAUUCUAAUAUUUUCUUUAUGGACAUUUGGAAAAAAAAAUCUGAUUUUUUUGUCCGAAUGUUCUUAAAGAAACAUUGUUUUAGCAUUUCUUUUUUUGCACCAAAAAAUGUUCAAAAAUUUCCCAAAAAUGUUGAAAAUGCGGAGGUUUUCACUGUGAAAUACAAUAAAAUACACAUUUUCAGACUUUAAAAUGGCUCAAUUUGACCCGCAGGACGACACGAGGGUUAAAGAAGACAAAAUGCCGAAGACGGAGAUACCUGCGCUGAUGUAUCAUUUUCCAAUUAGCAUUUAAUUUGUAUUUGACUUUGUGAUAUUAACUGUGUUUAUAAGUAAAGAAACAAAUGAUAUAAAUAAAUGAAUAAUAUUCUGUCAUUACAGCCCACCCACCCCCACGACCAGCCGAAUAUCUGGAGCCCAGAGGUGGCUAUUCAGACCAGCCCUAGGUUGUAUAUAAAUCUGUCAUUUUGUAUAAACAGAGCAGCUCACCAUUGGAACAAAGCCAGUCUUUGGGCUCCUCCGCCCCGCUGGUUUAUCUGCUGUUUAAGCUGCAGGAUGAGGCGACUCGCAGCGUAAAAUUUCACCACACGCUGCUUUGUGGGGAAGGAAAGGUUGCCGUUGCAGCCUCACCGUGGUGGCAAAAUGUUAGAGAAAAACCUCACUCUGAAGAACUCGCGGCCCAGAUUUUCCACCGUAUUCGGGUCAAAACUCAGCACAACUGUAGUGUUGUUUUUUAUAACACGUCGUAGUUUACAGCUAUCAGUUUCUACACACCCCUAAACAAACAAAAAAAAGUCUAUUUUAGCUCACGGUUUAAGGACAAUCUUACAAGAAAUAAUCUUUUUAAUGAUUUUUAAUGUAUUUGAAUGAAAGGGAGUGUAUGCGAGAGGUGUGUGUGUUUUGUGUUUAAACUGUUGAAAUUCAGCCACUGCAGCAUCAACACAACACAAUAUCAGAUCAUAGAGGAAAUCAGUGAGCAGGUUCGACAUGAAAUGUUUCCCUGGGAGGCUUUUAUUUUGACGGGUAGUUCCUGCGUCCGUAUCGGCGGCUACAGAAGAUGUGUGUUUUUAAAGAUGAACGAAUGGAAACCUGAGAGCCACACACGGUCACAAGAAGCCAGGAAGUACCGAGAAUUAACACAGUUUUAGUCUUUUCGUGUUUAAAAAUACACCAUGAAAGCAGCUUUAUCCGUCAUGAAACCCCGUGAAGUUUCAACACCAUUUCAGACGCAUUUCAUCUUUGAGUGGAUAAAACCACAGUUAAUGUGCCGACAUCUGCACGUUAACUGUGGCUUCAUCAUGUCCUUUUGUUUGUGUGACAGAGUUUUGGGUGAUUAUGACCAAAUGUGUAAAAAAAACUUUUAAUUAAUCAUCUAACACUUUGUGUUUUUUAAUGGUACUGUUGGUACCAAUGGGAAACCAGUUUCUCUCUACCUGGACUAUUCACCUGUUCACACACUUGAAUUUGAAGCAGAUCUCCUGAGGUUACUGGACAGGUCCAUAUUUCAGAGGGAAGUGUCCACAUUCCCCUGCUAUGAACCCACAUUUUCACCAUAUUAUAGAUACAUGGUUAUUCAACAGGCUGGUUUGAUUCAUUCUGAUUCCAACUUGACUGAAACCUUCACUUAUUUGCCUUUUGACACAAAUAUUUGAAAAGAAAAACGACACACAAAAAAAUUUGAGUAAAAACGGAAGGUUGUGUUUUUUCUAGUGCAGGGGUUUUCAAAAACGGUACUGUACUCAGCCACAGCACCUUUAUUUGUUUUAUAAAAACAGAUAUAGUACAGUUAUAUUACAUUUCUGGAAAACUUUUUUUCCUUUUAGUUGCAGUGGAUGUUUCUAUGUUUGUAUGUAUUAUGUUUUUAUGACUGGUGAGAUUGAAUAAACGGUUUUUAAGACAAAA
Molecule: messenger RNA, 4903 nt
Organism: Amphiprion ocellaris (clown anemonefish)
Lineage: Eukaryota; Metazoa; Chordata; Actinopteri; Pomacentridae
Product: monocarboxylate transporter 1-like
Exons: 6
Coding region: 375-1841 (488 amino acids)
Biological process (GO): monocarboxylic acid transport; transmembrane transport
Cellular component (GO): membrane
Molecular function (GO): monocarboxylic acid transmembrane transporter activity
Source: RefSeq, a predicted model, not a curated record